AUGGACGUCUCCAACGCCUUCCUUCACGGUCACCUCGAGGAGCAGGUCUUCUAUCAGCAACCCACGGGGUUUGUUGAUCCAACACUUCCCGACCACGUGUGCCUGCUUUCGCGGUCCUUGUACGGACUCAAGCAGGCCCCUCGCGCUUGGUACCAGCGCAUCGCGGCGUUUCUGCACCAGCUCGGGUUUCUCUCUACCCGCUCGGACGCAUCGCUCUUUGUCUAUCACCAGGGCUCCGACACGGAAUACUUGCUGCUUUAUGUCGACGACAUCAUCCUGACGGCAUGUACAGCUGGUCUUCUCAGUCAGCUCACUGCUCGUCUUCGCGCUGAGUUCGCCAUCAAGGACUUGGGUCCUUUACAGUACUUCCUCGGUGUUGAGGUGGUGCGACGUCCGGAUGGCUUCUUCCUUCAUCAGCGGAAGUAUGCUCAUGAGCUCCUGGAGCAUGCUGGCAUGCUUAACUGCAAGCCCGCUGCUACGCCUGUUGAUACAAAGGCCAAGCUCUCUGCCACGAAUGGUUCUCCUGCUUCGGAUGUUGCGUUUUACCGGUCUAUUAUUGGUGCUCUCCAGUACCUCACUCCGACUCGACCGGAGAUCCAGUAUGCUGUCCAGCAGGUGUGUCUUCAUAUGCAUGCUCCUCGGGACGUUCCCUGGGCCGCUGUCAAGCGGAUUCUCCACUAUGUCUGUGGCACUAUGGACCUUGGCAUCACGCUCCACGCCUCCACCAACGCCGCCCUCACCGCCUACUCCGAUGUCGACUGGGCGGGCUGCCCUGACACUCGUCGCUCCACCUCGGGCUACUGUGUCUUCCUUGGACCCUCGCUCAUCUUGUGGUCGUCCAAGCGACAGCCUAGUAUCGCGCUGUGGCCAACUUCGUCGCUGAGUGUUCGUGGCUUCGCCAGCUGCUUCAGGAGCUCUUUUGUCCUGUCGACCGUGCUACGGUGGUUCUUGGCCAUAUUCGUGUUCUAG
Messenger RNA from Aegilops tauschii subsp. strangulata, 969 nucleotides. The record is from RefSeq and is a predicted model, not a curated record. NCBI's taxonomy places the organism in Eukaryota, Viridiplantae, Streptophyta, Magnoliopsida, Poales, Poaceae.